Ciona intestinalis (vase tunicate) is the source of this 2506-nucleotide messenger RNA. Lineage: Eukaryota; Metazoa; Chordata; Ascidiacea; Phlebobranchia; Cionidae. The record is from RefSeq and is a predicted model, not a curated record.
CGGGCUUGAACGUGGUCGGAAACCGGGAUCUCGCUGUCUUCGUCAAGAAGGGCGAGAAUAACAUCGACGUUGUUGGAAAGUUUACAAGUUACUGCGGCGUGGGAGAUUUCUGUCUUUGAGGUUUAAAGGCGACUGUAUAAAACGAAACGUAAGCAUAAGGAAAAAUGGGAAGCGGAAGUUUUUGUUUGUUUCUUUUACUUUUGUCGUCCGCGUGUCAAAUGAUUAGAUGCGACGAAGACGUAUACGAAGACAAUUAUUAUGCGCAAUAUUACGGGACGUCAGGUGCUUACGCAGAAGUUGGGGAGUUGCCUUCGACGCCGGACACGGACGAACCAGCCAACACCGCCUUUGAAGUUCGCGCAGAGUGCUGGCCAGACCACGUGACCGUCGCUUUUCCACGGAACCAUCUUUCCAGCGAGCUUGAGUUUUUCCUCCCUAAAGCGCGGAUUGGUUCUCAACGGUGCGUCCAAUUACGUCAGACACGAACAACUGUAUCUUACUCCGUUGCUCUUUCUUGCCCCCAAGUGGUCACUACUACAACCACAGGAUCGAGUAGAUUCUACCGCCACGAGGCGCUGUUGAUCCGCAGCUCCAACCCUUUCUCUUCCAGCGAUCCCUACUCCGUCGUAUACACAGUUCAACUGGAAUGCGAGCACUUCGGUGAGGUUGGACCAGAAGGUCUCACGUUUCCAAACACCAGUAUCCUGAGGUCAGAGAAGAGAAUUUUUGAACACAGGGUGGCGAUAGACUCACCGGACGCGUGCAGACAAACCUCGUGCUCCUAUGGCAACCUAUGUUUACCUGAUACUGACGUAGAUGGCUUCUUUUGCGUUUGCGGAGGAACUUCGAAGGACUGCUUGCGAGAUUGUCCGGUGGAUUAUUAUGCUUGUGAGAGGAACAUCACAUCUAUCUCAAGUCUUCCAAAGCUGAAAUGCAUUAAGAAUGGCUGGUUGUGCGAUAAUAGAUACGACUGCGAUCUGCGGGACGACGAGACAUCAUGUGCAGAAAUCUGGUCAGAUUGGUCGUUAUGGACGAAAUGUUCGUCUUCCUGCGGUACAGGACACAGAAGUCGACGACGAAGAUGUGAUAUUGCCUUCACUAAGGAUCCUGAUAGGUGUAAACUGCAUCGUGGUGCACUAGGGUGCAGCAGACGAUGUACGAAGAACAAACAAGUAGAGAAACAACAAGAGAGCUGUGCUGGCGAUGCCUGCUCGAGCGUGAAGUGCGAUCGACGUCACAUGACCAUCGCUAUACCACGGGAGCCAGAAAUGACGUCACAAAUGAUUGAAUCGCGCAUGAUUCUGGGCAGAGACCCAGACUGUCGGCCAAGCUACAACGAUACCCACGUCAUAUUUGUUGCGUCACUGCAAGAAUGCAAUAUGACGUCACAGGUAGAAGACACGUACGUCUUGUACAAGAAUGAAAUCGUGUUCAAUGCCAUGGCUUCGACGUCUAGUAUCAUUAUGCGGGACAUGGGCCAUUCAUAUCAAGUGAAAUGCAGGUUCAAGCGACGUCGAACGGUCGUGCUUAAAAACUCGGACACUCUGAAUUCAAAUUCUUUAGAAACUGAAGUUGCUGGUUUGACAUUUGAUCACAGCAAUGAGAGUUGGGCUGCCAUGUCAGCUGUCACUCAACAUUUUGCUUCAGGAGAUGGAGAAUUCGACUUUAAAUUAAAUAUUUAUCAAGAUUCCACAUUCAGUCAGCCUUACCAACGUAGUGAAUAUCCACUGCGCAAGAAGCUUCGAGAAGAACUUUACCUUGCUGUCAGUUUCCACACAGAGGAUGAAGAUCUACGUGUUGUGAUUGACAGCUGUCAGGGAACUCCAACUAGACUGAACGACGAUGAUACGAACGCCUAUCUCUUCAUUGAGAAUGGAUGUCCAGUAGACCCCACUGUACGUUUCCUUGCCAAAAAAGGAAGCCGAAUGGAUGCGUUUGCAAUGGAGACAUUCAAGUUUAUUGACGAGUCUCACCCACUUGUUUAUUUCCAAUGUAACGUCAUCGUGUGUGACGAACAUAGUGAUGACGAUCUGUGUAACAGGAAUUGUUCAAAGGGUUCCAUUACGUCACGUCAUCGUCGGUCAACUGACAAUAUGGUACGUGGUCACGUGGUACAAGGGCCAAUCAUCGUCGAGGACGAGGAAACGGAUGCAUUUGAAAUGGACGGAGAGUUUAAUGAAGGAGAGAUCGUGCACCGAAAGUUACUGCAACCAAACCACGACAAAACUCCUAUUUCGCCAGACGAAGUUCAAGUUGUGACGUCACAGGGCGCUGGAAAGGAAAUGACGUAUGUGAUCAUUUCUGGCGUGACGUCAUUGUUAGUGGGAAUCAUUGUGGGGAUUGUUCUCAACAGACGGCGUUCGCGUCGCCCGGUUUCUGUAUGACGUCACUAUCAUUUUGACGUCAUCAGUAACAGCGACGUGACGUCACAAGUGUGACUGAUUGUAAAUAAGAAUUGUUGAAUAUAAACGAAGUUGUAAAUAAACACAAAAACGAAAAACAAGAA